Molecule: messenger RNA, 1835 nt
Organism: Dissoconium aciculare CBS 342.82
Lineage: Eukaryota; Fungi; Ascomycota; Dothideomycetes; Mycosphaerellales; Dissoconiaceae
Product: zinc-binding oxidoreductase CipB
Exons: 1
Coding region: 375-1565 (396 amino acids)
Molecular function (GO): oxidoreductase activity, acting on NAD(P)H
Source: RefSeq, a predicted model, not a curated record
GAGAGAGAGAGAGAGACAGGGUCACGGCCCAUCCUCUCUGUCGGACUUUGCUCCUGCUCUCGACCGGAGUUGUUUUCAAACAUCCGGCCGGUGCGUGCUGUGCCCCACCAGCACCGCCGCCGUCAGCUUUCGCCCUGGCAUGUCCUCCUCCUCUGCAAUACGCCCGGAGAUAAUGCACACAGCUGGGAAUUCUUGCUCCUAUGACGAACAAUGCGCUCUCCUUCGGCUGAACAGUGCUUCUCUCUCUCUCGGAUGAAGCUGAACAGCGAUGCCGUGCACCGGCAACAUCACACGUAUCCUCUGUUGAAGAGAGCUGAAGAGAGGGAUUGGAAAAACUACAAAGGCGAUCCUCCUGCUGCAUCUUUCCCUUGGCCAUGCAUUCCAUCAGCAACACCAUCACCAGGCGUCUCGCACUCUUCAGCGCUCGUCAAUCAUCUACCACCACCACCACCAGCAGAUCGAUCCUCCCUCUGAUCGCUCCUCCCACCACAUCUCUUUUCUCAUCGCCGUCAAGAACCAUCCGCUCCAGAUCAUACGCCAUGGCUUCCAACUCUGCCGCCUGGCUCACCGCCGCCAAGUCUCCUGCCUUCGAGGUCAAGGAGGCCCCCCUCUGGACCGCCGAAGCCGGCGAGAUCCUCGUCGAGAACAAGGCCGUCGCCAUCAACCCGGUCGACGGCUCCCUCCAGGCCUUCGCCUGGUGGCCGAUGAACUACCCGACCGUCCUGGGCCAGGACGUCGCCGGCGUCGUCGUCUCCGUCGGCAGCGGCGUGACCCGGUUCAAGAAGGGCGACCGCGUCGUGGGCCACGCCCUCGGCAUGGCGACCAAGCGCGACCAGGACAACGCCUUCCAGAACUACACCAUCCUCACCCAACACAUGACCAGCGCGAUCCCGGACGGCAUCUCCUACGAAUCCGCCGCCGUCAUCCCGCUCGGCUGCUCGACCGCCGCCUGCGGCCUCUUCCAGGACGCGCCCUUCCUCGGCCUCGACUACCCGACCUCGCCGCGCCGCCCGGCCAACGGCAAGACCAUCCUCGUCUGGGGCGGCUCCUCCAGCGUCGGCAGCAACGCCAUCCAGCUCGCCCUGGCCGCCGGCUACGACGUGCUCGCGACGGCCUCGCCCAAGAACUUCGCCUACGUCAAGAGCCUGGGCGCCUACGCCGUGGUCGACUACUCCUCACCCUCGGUCGAAGCGGACCUGAUCUCGGCCCUCGGCGGCAAGACCCUCGCGGGCGUGCUCGACGCCAUCGGCGGCGACGCCACCAUCGUCAGCAGCAAGGUCCUCGCCGCGACCGCCGGCGCCGGCCGCAUCGCGACGACCAAGGGCGCCGCCGACUACACCCCGCCCGCGGGCGUGGAGAUCAAGCGCAUCUUCGGCACCACGCUGGCCAACAACGCCGUCGGCGCGGCCAUCUACGAGAGCUUCCUGCCCGCGGCGCUCGCGGCGGGCACCUUCGUCCCCUCGCCGCAGCCGGAGGUCACGGGCAGCGGCCUGGGCGCGGUGCAGGGCGCGGUCGACGCGAUCAUGAAGGGCGUCUCGGCGAAGAAGCUGGUCGUCACUCUGUAAUUGUUCCAGAGAGAACGGGAGGGAAGGAGAGAGGUGGGCUGCUACGGUUUGCUGUAUGAACCCUGCUGGAGUCGGCGCGGAUAUUCCACAGACAGAUUGGGUUAUCUCUUUGAGCGGGACGACGGACGGAAGGAAUUAGAAACACACAUGCACACCUCCCUAUUUGCAGGGUUUUUGAAGAUGCGAACUCAUAGAAAAUCAAAGCGGAUUGUUUUUAUUUAUUUUUUGCUUUCUUUGUACUUGAGAGAAGAAAUUGGAAAAUCUUUACAG